AUGGCUACUUUAAAUCAAGUUUUAAAUUAUAGAUUAAAAAAUAAUAAAAAUAAUUUGAAUAAAAUGUCAGCAUUAUGCAAAAAUCCACAAAAAAAAGGUAUAUGUUUAAGUGUUUUUAUAAAAAAUCCUAAAAAACCAAAUUCAGCUCGUAGAAAAGUAGCUAAAGUAAAACUUAGAAAUCAAUAUGUAAUUACAAGUUAUAUACCUGGUAUUGGACAUAAUUUACAAGAACAUUCUUUUGUAUUAGUUCAAGGAGGUAAACGUAAAGAUUUACCAGGUGUACAUUAUAAAAUAAUACGUGGAGUUUAUGAUUGUAGUGGUGUAUCAACUCAAAAAAACUCUCGUUCUAAAUUUGGUACAAAAAGAAAAAAAUCUCUAAUAGUUCAAGGGUUAGAACACAUGACUGUUAAUCAUGUUGUUAUAGGUUCGAGUCCUAUUUAG
This is a messenger RNA of Blastocystis hominis, 441 nucleotides long. RefSeq lists its product as hypothetical. Gene Ontology annotation, molecular function: structural constituent of ribosome. NCBI's taxonomy places the organism in Eukaryota, Bigyra, Opalinata, Blastocystidae. The coding region runs from base 1 to 441 and encodes 146 amino acids. Gene Ontology annotation, biological process: translation. Gene Ontology annotation, cellular component: small ribosomal subunit; ribosome. The transcript has a single exon. The record is from RefSeq and is a predicted model, not a curated record.